Messenger RNA from Microthlaspi erraticum, 1158 nucleotides. The record is from the annotation of a GenBank genome assembly. NCBI's taxonomy places the organism in Eukaryota, Viridiplantae, Streptophyta, Magnoliopsida, Brassicales, Brassicaceae.
AUGACGAAUAUGUCCGAUCUUUCAGAGGAUUUGGUAAUGGAGAUUCUCUACAGAGUUCCAAUGACAUCUCUGAAACCAGUGAGAUCUACUUGCAAAAACUGGAACACUUUAUCCAAACACAAUAUUUUUGGUAAAUCAGUAGCGAAGAAAGAGUUUCUAGGGUUCGUGCCGAUGGAUUUCAAGAUUUGUUCCUUGAGAUUCAAUCUUCAAGGAAUCCGCGACGAUGGCGACUUCAUCGGUCCAUCUAUAAAGCAAAUAAGCAUGCUGGAGAUUCUUAGAGUUUAUCACUGUGACGGCUUAUUGCUAUGCGUAACCAUGCAACCCUCGAGGGUCGUGGUAUGGAACCCGUAUUUGGGGCAAACUAGGUGGAUUUUACCUAUAACCAACCUCUAUAGAUACACCACGUAUGCUUUUGGAUACCAAGUGGACAACAGGAACAAGAACCAUCACCAACACAAAAUCUUGAGGUUUUCCAAUGAUUAUUGCCUCAACGUCGGCAAUCACGUUUCCGCAUCCGAAAUCUACGAUUUUAGCUCUGAUGCAUGGAGGGUUAUUGAUGUGAGUCCGGAAGGUGACGUGCAGUUUCAUACCAACGACGUGUCUUUGAAGGGGAACACUUACUUUUUCGCUCAAGAGAAAGUUUCAUAUUAUGGAGGAGUUGAAGUUUUUUUGCUAUGUUUUGAUUUUACAAGAGAGAGAUUCGGAUCGCGUCUCUCUGUGCCGUUUCGCAUUCGCGGUGGAGAGAAUGUGACUCUGUCUUGUGUUGGAGAAGAGCAGGUGGCAGUGUUACAUCACAGCUUGGACUUGUUUGAAACAAUGGAGGUUUGGGUUACAACUAAGAUCGAGCCUAACGCGGUUUCCUGGAGCAAGUUCUUGAAAGUGGACAGGAGAUUUGAGAUUGAUGUUCAGAGCUUCUUUAUUGACGAGGAGAAGAAAAUCGCUGUGGUUUUCGGUGCAAGCAGGCCUAAACAAGAAUGGGCCUCUCGCUAUCAAGUAGCUUACAUCAUUGGAGAAGAUGGAUACUUGAAAUCUGUGAGUCUGCAUCUCGGAUUACAUGACAAGCUAUAUAAUGGCUACUGUCACCCAUUCGUGUGCUCUUCUUAUAUUCCAAGCUUAGUGCAAGUGCAAAUCAACCAAGAGCAAAAGAUAAGAUACUAA